Molecule: messenger RNA, 1020 nt
Organism: Cercopithifilaria johnstoni
Lineage: Eukaryota; Metazoa; Nematoda; Chromadorea; Rhabditida; Onchocercidae
Source: the annotation of a GenBank genome assembly
AUGGCAGCGGAUAAUCCGAACACAAUUGCAGCAGCGUUAGAUUUAAGACGAUGGACAACUACUCUGUCUGGAGCUUCCUUACCGAAGAUUUCCAUUAAGAAUAUGCUGAAAAACCGUGAAAUAGGUAGACGUGGAAGGCCAGCAAGUCAUCGCCUAUUGUCCUCUAUGCCAAAUACAUCCAGUGCUUCUGAAUGCCCAAUAAGUUAUCACGCAUCGUCUAUGCCAAAUACAUCCGCUGCUUUCACACUGAGUGAGAAAGCUAACCUUGUCAAUAGGUCAGUAGUUCAUCUGAAGUUCAAUAUCGAUCGGCUUAAUUCGGGAUUAUUCCGUUGCAUACAUUUGCCUGACGAGAAGCUUAUUGGUAUAGGCCAAGAAAAAAAUUUACGCCUUUAUGUCCGUCGGCCACCAUACUAUAAAUUUUCGUAUGAAACUCAUGUUCCGGAUGAUGGGUUUAUUACGGAUUUUGUUUGUAAUGCAAGAGUUUUUUACUGUUCUCUUGAUGAAAUUGACGAAGGAAUAUUGCAAUGGCAUAGACUUCAACCCGAACGAGGAACUUUAUUAAGAAGACGAGAAGCAUAUUUUUCUAUUAGUUACACUAUGGAUGAUCAACAUUUUGUAAUUGGAAGAGCAGGCGGUUAUAUAAGCAUUGUUGGUACAGAUGAACCUACUCAUUAUUCAUUUGAGGCUCAUGAAAAUGACAUUAAAGCUAUUUGUUGCUCUAAGGUUAAUCCGAGCAUUUUUUAUAGCGGAUGUAGUAAUGGUUUUUGCAAGAUGUGGGAUUACCGCACGCCGAAUAAUUGCAUUCCUCUUGCAACAUCCACUGGAAAUGAUUAUAGCAUUACACAUAUCGAUAGUGACAGCUAUGAUAGAUAUAUUGUAACAACUUCUGGUAGAGUGAAAUUUAAUAUAUGGGAUGUGCGACGAUUUUCUGAGAAUAUCUCAUUUAAUAUGCAACAGCGGCAGAGAACAAAUUUAUUGGAUGAAAUUUCAUACUUCGAUAAAGGUCGUCAUUAUACAUGA